Molecule: messenger RNA, 4398 nt
Organism: Naumovozyma dairenensis CBS 421
Lineage: Eukaryota; Fungi; Ascomycota; Saccharomycetes; Saccharomycetales; Saccharomycetaceae
Gene: MET5
Product: sulfite reductase (NADPH) subunit beta
Exons: 1
Coding region: 1-4398 (1465 amino acids)
Biological process (GO): sulfate assimilation
Cellular component (GO): sulfite reductase complex (NADPH)
Molecular function (GO): iron-sulfur cluster binding; sulfite reductase (ferredoxin) activity; heme binding
Source: RefSeq, a predicted model, not a curated record
AUGACAACGUCUACAACUUUAACUUUGUCUCAACUGUUGGUGGAAUUGGCUCAAAAUUCUAUCAAGAGUGAUGGAAAAAAUAUCAAUGAUUCAUACAACAUAUUCUAUACUACCGCAACAAAGAAUACCGUAUCUGAAUUUUCUACCAUACCAAAUUCCACAAGAUUAUUAAAUCAUGAAGAUCCAUUCAAUUACAUUAAGAGUCAUCUUGCAAAUGAUAAAUUAAAUACUAUCUUCACUAAUGAAUUGACCAUCUUGAAAGCUUUACCUCAUUUAUUAGAUUCCUCUUUCCAAGGUAAACCAAUCGUUAUUAACAUUGAUUUAGAUUUACAAGAUUAUUCGGUCAUUCCUUCAUUGAAAGAUCUACCAUUUUCUAUUUUCAUAUCAAAUGAUUCAAAUGAAAUCAUUGAAAAUUCCAAGUUAAUUCAAGAGAUUACCAUAAAUUCUUUAAUACCAAUCUUACAUUUCAUCAAUUAUAAGAAGAUCAAUCAAUUACAGAAACAUAUCCCAUUCAAUGAAAAUGAUUUCCAACAAUUUGAUUCAAUUCCAAAUGAACCUGAAACUUUUGAUUUCCAAUCAGAACCUGCUAACAAAUUUUUCAAUUUGUUUGUUCCAAAUGAUUCUGAAAAUAAACCUUCUACUCUUUUAAUUAAUUUAUCUCCUUAUCAUGAAGAAUUUAAACAAAAUUUACCUUCUAAUGAUGUCGCUUUAUUAUCUUUCAAGAUUUAUAGACCAUGGAAUUUAUCAAAAUUAUUAUCUAUAAUCCCAUCUUCUAUCAGAAAAUUCGCUAUCAUUCAAGGUGCUGCCAUUGAUACCACUUCCAACACAACAACUUCAACUCCAACUUCAACUUUCCAACCUUUAUUGUUAGAUUUCUUCUCUGAUUUUAAUCUAUUAGUAGAGAAAUCCAUCGAUCAACUCAUUGUGACUAAUGUUGGUAUCUUAACUAAGGAUUUUAAAGAUACUCUAGAAAUCAUAGUUAAUAACGUGAAAAAGCAAAAUCCAAUUCAAUCUUUAUUCUUAGGUAAAUCAAAUGAUCUUAUUACUGAAAUUGAUUCAACAAUCCUUUCAUCUUCUUCAUCACUAUCAAAUGUUCAAAAUUUAGAAAACGCUUAUUUGAAAGUAUUAAGACAAUUAUUUAAUUCAAAUUUAAAUAUUUUAAAUGAAUAUUCAAGUGAAACUGUUCAAGCAAAUAAUCCAGAAUUCGGUUUCGGUAAUUUCUUACAAAAUGAAACCGUUCAUUCAAAAUUAUUAUCAUUAGCCAAGAAAUCAUUAGAUCCAUCAUUAUAUAAUUCUACAAAGGCUAAUGAAAUUGUUCAAUUAUUAUCCAAAUGGAUUGGUUUCCAUGAUAAAAAGAUAAACUUAAACGAAUCCAAAUUAUUAGAAGCAAAUGAAAUUGCUCAUCAAUUAUUCGAUCUUUUACAAUCAAAUCAAGAUUCACAAACUGCUUUGAAUUUCUUACAAAUUGCUCCAACUAUUGAUCAAUUCCUUUUCAAAUCAAACUGGUUAAUUGGUUCUGACGCUUGGUCUUACGAUUUAGGUCAUUCCGGUAUUCAUCAAGUAUUGGCAUCACAAAAAAAUAUUAACGUACUAUUAAUCGAUUCGGAACCAUAUGACGUUAGAAAAUCUUCUCCACGUAGUAAGAAAGACGUUGGUUUAUAUGCAAUGAAUUUUAACGACGUUUAUGUCGCUUCUGUCGCGGUUUAUUCAUCUUACACACAACUAUUAACUGCUAUCAUUGAAGCUUCUCAAUUUAACGGUCCAUCCAUAGUCUUAGCUUAUUUACCUUAUCAUUCGGAAAAUGAUACUCCAAUUGAAAUUUUAAAGGAAACUAAAAAUGGUGUUGAGUCCGGUUACUGGCCAUUAUAUAGAUAUAAUCCAUCAAAGGAAGAUAUUGAAAAUGAAGAUGUAUUUAAAUUAGAUUCAUCCGUCAUUAGAAAUGAAUUACAAAAAUUCUUAGAUCGUGAAAAUAAAUUAACUCUAUUGGCUGAAAAGGAUGCUCAAUUCGCAAGAGAUUUGAAAAAUUCUGAAACUGAUAUCAUCACUCAAAAGCAAGAAAGAAGAGCAAAAGCUGCAUUUGAUGAAUUAUUAGAAGGUUUAUCUGGUCCACCUUUACAUAUUUAUUAUGCUUCUGAUGGUGGUAACGGUACUAAUUUAGCUAAGAGAUUAGCAAACCGUGCUGCUGCAAGAGGUUUGAAAGCUACCGCUUUAUCCAUGGAUGAUAUCAUUUUGGAAGAUUUACCAGGUGAAGAAAAUGUUAUCUUUAUUACUUCCACUGCUGGUCAAGGUGAAUUCCCACAAGAUGGUAAGGCAUUUUGGGAUAAUAUUAAAUCUUCUACUGAUUUAGAUUUGAAUUCUUUAAAUGUCGCUGUUUUCGGUCUUGGUGAUUCCAUGUAUUGGCCACGUAAAGAAGAUAAACAUUAUUUCAAUAAACCUGCUAAGGAUCUUUACAAACGUUUAGAAUUAUUGACUGCUAAUCCAAUUGCUCCAAUAGGAUUAGGUGAUGAUCAAGAUGCUGAUGGUUAUCAAACUGCUUAUGAACCAUUUGAAAAUGCAAUUUGGGAAUUCUUUGGUGUUGACAACGUUGCCGUGGAAGAUGAACCAAAACCAUGGACUAAUGAAGAUAUGAAAAUUAAUUCUGAUUUCUUAAGAGGUACUAUCGUAGAAAGUAUUGCUGACCCAACUACUGGUAAUAUUCACCCUUACGAUGCUCAGCUGACUAAAUUCCAUGGAUGUUAUAUGCAAGAUGAUCGUGAUAUUAGAGAUAUUCGUAAAGCUCAAGGUUUAGAACCAUUAUACAGUUUCAUGUCAAGAAUUAGAUUACCUGGUGGUCAACUUACUCCAGAACAAUGGUUAGCAAUGGAUAAAAUUAGUUCAACUGUUGGUAAUGGUACAAUGAAAGUUACUACAAGAGCAACUUUUCAGUUACACGGUAUUAUUAAACAAAAUAUGAAACAUGCAAUCAGAGCUAUGAAUUCCGUCUUAUUAGAUACUUUGGCUGCUUGUGGUGAUGUUAAUAGAAAUGUCGUGGUUACGGCUUUACCUGCCAAUGCUAAGGUUCAUACCCAAGUUGCCAAAAUGGGUGCCAAUAUUUCUGAAUAUUUCUUACCAAAGACUACUGCAUAUCAUGAAAUUUGGUUAGAAGGUUUAGAUGAUAGAGAUGAUGAUAAAUCAUGGCCUGAAACCUUUGCCAAUAGAAAGGAAGGUCCAAGAAAGAAGAAAACUUUAGUUAGUGGUAAUGCUCUAGUGGAUAUCGAACCAAUCUAUGGCCCAACUUAUUUACCAAGAAAAUUCAAAGUUAAUAUUGCUGUUCCACCUUAUAAUGAUGUAGAUGUUUUCUCUUCAGAUAUUGGUCUUAUUGCUAUCCUUGAUGAAGCUACUCACGAAGUUAUUGGUUACAACAUGUAUGCUGGUGGUGGUAUGGGUACAACUCAUAACAACAAGAAGACAUAUCCAAGAACUGGUUCUUUGUUAGGUUUCGUUAAGCCAGAAGAUGUUAUUCCUGCUAUUCAAAGUGUUAUGAUUAUUCAAAGGGAUAGUGGUGAUCGUAAAGAACGUAAACAUGCUCGUUUAAAGUAUACUAUUGAUGAUAUGGGUAAUGAUGUCUUUAGAGAAAAAGUUGAAGAAGGUAUGGGUAAAAAAUUCGGUCCAGAACGUCCAUAUGAAUUCAAAUCUAAUAUCGAUUACUUUGGUUGGGUUAAAGAUGAAACUGGGUUAAAUCAUUUCACUGCAUUCAUUGAAAAUGGUAGAAUUGUUGAUACUCCAGAUGCUCCUCAAAAAACUGGGUUAAGAAAAGUAGCUGAAUUAUUACAAAAGAAUAAAUCUGGUCAAUUUAGAUUAACAGCGAAUCAACAUGUCUUAAUCUCUAACAUUGAAGAUCAACACUUAGAUGGUGUUAAAGCUAUCUUGAAAGCAUACCAAUUAGAUAACAAUUCUCUCAGUGCAUUAAGAUUAGGUUCUUCAUCAUGUGUCGGUUUACCAACAUGUGGUUUAGCAAUGGCUGAAUCAGAACGUUAUUUACCUGUUUUAAUCACUCAAAUUGAAGAUAUUCUAGAAGAAUAUGGUUUACGUCAUGAUUCUGUUAUUAUGAGAAUGACUGGUUGUGCUAAUGGUUGUUCCCGUCCAUGGUUAGCUGAAUUGGCUUUAAUCGGUAAAGCUCCUCAUACUUAUAAUUUGAUGCUUGGUGGAGGUUACUAUGGUCAAAGAAUUAACAAGUUAUAUAGAGCUUCUGUUAAGGAUGAUGAUAUUUUAGAUAUUUUAAAACCAUUAUUUAAGAGAUGGGCAUUAGAAAGAGAAGAAGGCGAACAUUUUGGUGAUUUCUUAAUUAGAGUUGGUAUUGUUAAUGCAACUACUGAAGGUAAAUAUUUCCAUGAUGAUAUUAAAGAAGAUGCUUAUUAG